AUGACGGCAGUAUUUUGCUGUCCUUCGGGCCCUAAGCCUUACCGUCCACAGAUCCUCAGUCACGAACCAAAAUUCGAGGCAUUUCUUCGCUGGAUGCCGGCAGCUCAAGAGGCAUCCACAGAUGGGACCACUGAGGGCAAAAGAAUCCUAUCCGAUGACAGCUCCACAUAUGCCAUCCAAGUGGUUCGGCAAGUCAACUAUGGCCCACUUGAGUCCAAGCGAUACUUCGUUUCUGGAGAUGGCGGAAGAGGAACAAAUUUCUGCGAAAUCACAGAGGGAGAUUUGAUUGAGGCUAAUUUCGAGAAGCUGAAUGCAUAUAAGAAUUUCAAAUGCGACAGCCACAAUAAAUUCUUCGAAUUCAACAUCUACCAGAAGAAUCCAGUGAACAAACACCAUUGGCGUGCCAACAUCGCCCGCCCAGCAGGAGAUAUUGACAUCUAGUCCCGCUAGGUUUGGGUCCUGCGGUUGAAGUUACAUUUCGUUAUGCGGGGCUGAAUACUACAUGGGCUGUCCUUAGUAGUGUAGUUAUCUUUCUUCUAUAAGAAAGCUUGGGAAAACUUCUCUCUUGCCGAUAGGUGAG
Pseudogymnoascus verrucosus is the source of this 580-nucleotide messenger RNA. RefSeq lists its product as uncharacterized. Lineage: Eukaryota; Fungi; Ascomycota; Leotiomycetes; Thelebolales; Thelebolaceae. The transcript has 2 exons. The record is from RefSeq and is a predicted model, not a curated record. Bases 1 to 441 code for a protein of 146 amino acids.